Molecule: messenger RNA, 1719 nt
Organism: Styela clava
Lineage: Eukaryota; Metazoa; Chordata; Ascidiacea; Stolidobranchia; Styelidae
Product: putative ubiquitin-conjugating enzyme E2 C
Source: RefSeq, a predicted model, not a curated record
AUGCGGGGUCAUAGGUUAUUUGAAAUCCGAAAUUUCUCCCAAGAUUUGAAUUUUUCAUUGCUUGCUUCGAAUUUGAUUUGAAUUGUUUUGUCAGCGGUGUUAGUCUUAAUUUUUUUAAGACCUACAAGUUUGUAGUUUAUUUUUACCACCGGGAUUAAAUAUCAGGAUAUUGCUGUUUGUGAAAACAUUCUUUUUGUCAAUCAACAACGUCAUCUUUGCAAAUGAAUAUGAAUCAACAAAUGUCACCUUCGACUUUUAAUAAGUCAAAAGAAUCAUCUUCUGCAACGAAAAAGGACUCCCUUUCUGUGAAAAAAAGAUUACAACAAGAACUCAUGUCAUUAAUGAUGUCCAAUGAUAAAGGAGUAUCAGCAUUUCCAGAUGGAGAUAACCUUUUCAAAUGGGUCGGUACUAUUGAAGGCCCAAAAGAAUCCGUAUAUGAAAACCUAAAAUAUCGAUUAAGUUUAGAAUUUUCAAGCACCUAUCCCUAUGAACCACCAACUGUUAAGUUUACAACACCCUGUUUUCAUCCUAAUGUCGAUGAAAAUGGAAACAUUUGUCUCGAUAUCUUGAAAGAAAAAUGGUCCGCAUUAUAUGAAGUACGAACUAUUUUACUUUCAAUUCAAAUGUUGCUCGGAGAACCAAACAAUGAAAGUCCACUCAAUGCACACGCAGCGGAAUUGUGGAGAAACUGUGCAGAAUAUAAAACUCAACUUCUGGAUCACUAUAAAAAACAUGCAAAACAAAAUGCAUAAGAAAUUCACUGUAUUUAACUUAUCUGACAAUUUCUUAUAAAUGUUAAUGAACUCUAUUUAGUAACAAUGAAUUUGGUCAUCUUCACAUUUUUGAGUGUGUUUAUUUUUGUUGCACUUUGAGAAAAAUGUCUGCCCUUUUUAUGGGAAUUUAUUGCAGUUUGGCAACCAAUGGUGCCGUUUGUACACAUUGCAUAUUUAAAUUUGUCCUGUGUGUUUCUAUGAAAGACUGUGUCUCCUACUCUGUGAAACUUGUUGAAAUAUUUUAUAUGUAACUUUAUAACAUCAGUUAUAAUUAACAUAAACAACAGUUACUAUUUAAAUUCUUUGGAUAGUAGUAAUAUACUAAGUUGUAAAAAAUAGACUAAAGUUUUAACUUAAUUCAACGUAGCUUUUGUGAAAUACUCUUGUGAGAUUGUAUACAAUAAAAAAAAUUGUGCAGUUUUGUUAUGCUGCAUAUCAUAUAACGAUUUUAAUCCAACAAAUGUGCCAAAACUGAUAUAGGAUUCAAAAUUUGACAGUGAUGUAUUAAUUGGAUUUUAUUCACGGCAAGUAUGAAGAUGCCAACCCAUUUGAAAUAUGACAAUUCAUAAAUAUUGUAUACUGAUUUUGGACUUAACUGAAAUCCUAUUACUAUUGGAGACCACCAGAUAUAUUUCUAUUAUUUACACCUACUCAAAUAGUCUCUAAAACGAUAUUUUUUGUUUUGGAACUAUUUUCUAAUCUAUACAUUCCUGUGCUCUAUGAUUACCAGAAUGUACAUAAUAUAUUUGUUUCCGAAAGUCAAUCAGUUGAGAGAUAUUUCUCCAAUAUACUUUUUGAAUUGUCCAUAUGUUUUCAUUUAAAUGUUCAUGCAAAAUUUUUGAAAAACAACCUGUUUCCAUAGAAAUUUUGUUCUGUAUCAUUGUUUUGUGUUUGAUGUUUUCUCAACAUUUUCUACAUCAAAUCUUGUUUUGUAUAUGUAUAUAGA